CACGCUGUGAGUUCAGAGGGGUGGUCCCACCUCUGCCAUUGCGGUGGUGACCGGCGUUUAGCGAUGGCUGAGAGCAGCUCUCUCUUUGUCCCUGUAACUCUUGUCCCUCUCCAUGGCCUCAAGGUCCUGGUGGCCGGAGUCUCCCUGCUCACCGUGAUCCGACACCUACGGGCCGGCAGACGACGCUUGCGGUGGAGGAGAUGGUGGCAGCAAGCAGUGGCACCGGAGCCAGGUGCCGAGAGACAGGCGGCCGGGCACUGGAGCCCCUGCAGUGAGGCCGACGAGGAGCUCCAGCAGCUGCUGCUGUCGGGGCUGCCUGGGCACAGGCCUGUGCUGGGCCCUGACUUCAUGCAGGCGGCCUGGAGGAGCCUGGAGGAGCUGGUGGAGCGGAACAGCCUGUCAUGCCACUGCUGCAGCUCCCCUGAGGUCCAGAGCUGUCCCGGAAACGGCAAAGUUGACGCCUCGAACGUGCCCCGCAGAUCUGCGUGGAGAGCUGAAACCCACAAAGCCCUCAAAAUGCACGUGGCCCGGAAAAGCCUGGAAGUGCAACUGGGGGCCCUGCCCGAACGGCUCUUGCUCUCCCAGCAGCAGGCAAGGGGAAGACAAUGCCGCCGCAUCCUGCCCAAGCUCAUCAAGCCAGGGCAGACCCAGCCUCUGCUGCGGCAACGCCUGUCCCCCUUCCUGCAGGCCAAGGGCGACUGCAUUGCAGGCAACAUUCUCCACAAGCAAGAGCUAAGAGAGUGGAAUGAACCCAACCCUACAGAGAAGUCCGUGAACCUGCUGGUGCCGUGCCCCCCCCCUCUUCUGCUUCCCCGGAACGUGGGUCUAACCGGGAAGGUCGUCCAGAGGAAAGCUCAUUUCCAGGGCCAGGCUGAGGCACAGGGGCAUCCCACAAAGAGGCAGCAGUGCCGCCCCAAGGAGUCGGCAAAGAUUCCUUUGCCUCCGAGCCACGCAGCAGCCAAGGAGCAAGAGCGUCCCACGGCUAGCGCAGCGCCUCCUGGCCCGGCCAGCACAUCGCUGCUAAAGGACGCCAGCUGUCAAACGGACUCUGCAGGCCCGCGUGUGGGUGACAUCAAAGCCAGGAGCCAGCGCCGCAGCGCAGCGCUUGCUAUCAUCUCCAAGCUGCAGCUCAGUCAGGCGGCUUUUGGGAAGCUCUCCAUGCACACGGCCAGAAAAUGCCUGGAGGUAAAGCUUCAACGCUUCCCUGCGGUGGUGCGGAGGUCCAUGCAGCAGCAGCGUGGGGCGCCCCUUGCCUGCCCAGCUGGCACCAGAGCACCGAGAUCCCAGACGGUUCGUAGAUACUUCCACAGCCGUCAGGCUCUGUUCCUGAAUGAGGAGCAGCGCGAGUGCCUGGAGCUGCACAUCCGCUCCAUGAAGCUGGAGCGCCUUGGGAACCGCCUCAUCUCAGGCAGUCCAUUGAAGCCAGCAGUGUCCCAGGAGGAAGAAUCUGCCAGCACGUAUGUGACCGCACCAUCCGAGGCAUCUUGGGCUGAGGCAAGCCCCAAAGGCCACAAGCGGCAGCCCCGGAAGGGGAAGAAGUGCCCUAGCAGAGGCAAGAGCACGCGGAGUGCCAAAGUGGCAGGCAGCAGCUUUCCAUCUGCCAGGGUAACAUUCUGUGGGGUGCAAGAGACCACCACCAGCUACCGCACCUCACUGUUAUACAGAGACCCUGACAGUGGACAGUUGUACCCACUGACCGUGGCCGCACCAACUAACAAGAAGGUUUUGAGGAAGAUACGCGUGAUACCCCAAACACCGCGGAUCUCUCCCUCUAAGCCCAUCCAUGUGUUCAUCAGGGAGAGGAAAGGCCAGGCUCGGUAGCGCCGUCUGUCCAAAACAAUCUUUUUUUUUUUCUUUUUUUUUUCUUUUUCCUAAAUAAAUAAGUGUAUCUA
This is a messenger RNA of Gallus gallus (chicken), 1892 nucleotides long. RefSeq lists its product as uncharacterized. The coding region runs from base 64 to 1821 and encodes 585 amino acids. The transcript has 3 exons. The record is from RefSeq and is a predicted model, not a curated record. Lineage: Eukaryota; Metazoa; Chordata; Aves; Galliformes; Phasianidae.